Molecule: messenger RNA, 457 nt
Organism: Trypanosoma grayi
Lineage: Eukaryota; Euglenozoa; Kinetoplastea; Trypanosomatida; Trypanosomatidae
Exons: 1
Source: RefSeq, a predicted model, not a curated record
AUGUAUCUAAAUAUAGUAUCUCUCUUCUUGUGCCUCUGUAGUGUGGCGACAGCAGCAGCAGCAGCAGGGGCGAAACCAAUAGAAGCAAGCAGCCUCAGUAGCAAUCAUCAUCACAGCAGCAGCUUUGGCAUGCCGCCGUUGAACAGCCGCGCGACGCGGCAACUGGUGAAGCGGCGUAAUGUGAUCCCGGGUCCCCGCUCGCUGCACCGCGGCAUUCACUUCCACGAGAAUGAGUCGUUCGUGACGUCGUACAAGCAGAACACGAAGGCAAAGCGGAAUGACCACCGCGAGCUGCUCGUGCACCACCAGAAGAUCAACGAAGAGCUGCAGGACGUCUACGCACGCACUGCCGCCCUGCACGGCGAGAACGCCACGAUGGAGGAGCGCAUCGAGGAGUCGUGGCUGCGGUUUGAGCGCAUCGGCGGAAAGCGGCCGCCGGGCGCCACGCCAGCCGCAA